AUGGCGUGGCAACCACAGGAAGAGCCUCUACGGCAACUGACUCAGUGCCUGAGCGACUCGCUCAGCGGCCACGAUGCAAACGCGCGAAAGAAUGCUGGCGAGAUGCUCAAGUCUGCGCAAUCUUCGCCCGACAUCGACAAAUAUCUAGCCUAUGUGUUUUCAAACAACCAGCCCCCAGCCGGCGUCAACAUGGAUGCCACGCAAUACUUCCAGGCGCGAGCUGCGGCCGCCGUCAUGCUCAAGAACGACGUCAAGACGGCCUACAAAGCCAUGCCCGAAUCGACCAAAGACUACAUACGUUCGAUAAUUCUCGUCGGUCUGCAAGAUCCCGCAGCACAAAUACGGGCCUAUGCGGGAAACGUCAUAACAGAAAUCGUGCGCCAGGGAGGUAUCAUGGGAUGGCCGCAGAUUCUCUCGGACCUGGUCAGCAUGGUCAGCAACGCCGACGGCAAUGUCUCGAACCAAGCGCAAGAAGGCGCAAUGGGUGCGUUGCUGAAGAUUUGCGAAGAUAACAGGAAGGCUCUCGACAAGCAAUACCAGGGUCAGAAGCCUCUCGACUUUGUAUUCCCAAAACUCCUCGAGCUCACCACCAGCUCUCAGCCUCGGGUGCGCGCCGACGCGUUAGCUGCUAUCAACGUAUUUGUCCCUGAAAAGCCACCCAGCGUCAUCUCUCACAUUGACACGCUGCUGCAACAAUUGUUCCAGCUGGCCAGCGACUCUAGUGAAGAGGUGCGCAAGCACGUAUGCCGAACAUUUGUUCACAUUGCCGACAUUGCCCCUCACAAGAUUACGCCGCAUAUGGACGGUCUGGUCGAAUUCAUGGUCACGCAGCAACGGACACCAAACAACCCAGACUUGGCUCUAGACGCUGCCGAGUUCUGGCUGUGUGCCAGUGAAGACGAGAAGAUGCGAGAUCAUCUUGGCCCAUACCUGGCCAAGAUAAUACCCGUCCUGCUUGCGAGCAUGGUGUACAGUGAAGAUGACAUUUUGCGUCUUGAAGGCGAAGAGGAAGACUACGAGGUCGAGGACCGAGAACAGGAUAUCAAGCCGACUUUUGCCUCGAGUAAGGCUGGACGACUUGCUACCAACGCGAACGGCGAAACGGUUCCAGCUGGAAAUGGAGCAUCAGGAGCCUCAGCUGAUGACAACGACGAUCUCAGCGAGGGUGAAAUCGACGACUUUGACGACGAUGACGAUGACGAGUUCGGAGACCCAGAGGAGCAGUGGAACCUCCGCAAAUGCUCUGCUGCCGCUCUCGACGUGCUCGCGUCCGUGUUUCACGAAGCUGUGUUCCAAGCAACACUUCCUUACUUGACAGAUAAUCUUAAUCAUGCCGAGUGGCCCAACCGUGAAUCGGCAGUGCUUGCUCUUGGCGCUAUUGCGGACGGAUGCAUGACGGUGGUUGAACCCCAUCUUCCCAUGCUCACCCCGUUUCUUAUCACUCUACUAGGCGACCCCAAGCCUGUUGUCCGCCAGAUCACAUGCUGGACACUUGGACGUUACUCGGGAUGGGCUUCGCACCUGGACACGACCGGCAAGAAACAGUUCUUCGAGCCGGUCAUGGAGGGCAUUCUGAUGAAGAUGCUUGAUAGGAACAAGCGUGUGCAGGAAGCCGCGGCAUCUGCCUUUGCCAACCUGGAAGAAAAGGCAAACACGGAGCUUGCACCAUACUGCCCUGUCAUUGUCCGACAGUUCGUCCAGUGCUUCUCCAUGUACAAGGACAGGAACAUGUUCAUUCUCUACGACUGCGUGCAGACGCUAGCCGAACACGUCGGACCGGAACUGGCCAAAGACGAGCUUGUCCAACUGCUUAUGCCUGCUCUCAUUCAGCGCUGGAACAAGGUGUCUGAUCACUCGAGGGAGAUGUUCCCGCUGUUGGAGUGUCUUUCGUACGUUGCUACCGCUCUUGGGCCCAAAUUUGCGCCAUAUGCCGCAGGUAUAUUUGCUAGGUGCAUCAAGAUUAUUCACCGCAACCUCGAAGAAGGUGUGAUGGCUUCGGAGAUCAAUGGGUUUGAGCCCCCAGACAAGGAUUUCCUGGUGACAAGUCUUGACUUGCUCAGCGCUAUCAUUCAAGCCUUGGACCUCCAGGACAGCGCGACACUGGUCACACAAGCGCCGACCUUUUUCCAACUGCUGGCUGUCUGCAUGAGGGACCCCAAUAACGAUGUGCGACAGUCGGCGUAUGCUCUUCUUGGAGACUGUGCCAUUUAUGUGUUCCAACAGCUUCAGCCGUGUCUGCCUGAUAUCCUGGACAUUCUCAUUUCGCAGCUCGAAGUCUCUCAAGUGGACUCUGAUGGCCUGGAGACCGGUUAUUCCGUUAUUAACAAUGCCUGCUGGUCUGUGGGCGAGAUUGCCAUGUGUCACAAGGAAGGCAUGCAGCCCUAUGUGGAGAAAUUACUGCAGAAACUGGGCACCAUUUUGUUUGACCAACGGGCUCCUGAGUCGCUGAACGAGAAUGCAGCCAUUGCUCUGGGCCGUCUAGGUCUUGGAUGCGGACCCUCGCUGGCUGUGCAUCUUGCGCAGAUUGCUCCCGCAUUCAUCCGAGCCAUCAAGAAAGUACAGUGGACAGACGAGAAGUGCCACGCUCUGACUGGAUUCAUGCUGAUUGUUCUGGCCAACCCUGGUGCCAUGGAGCAAUCGUUGCUCGAGUUCUUUAGCGACAUGUCAACGGCUGACCGUAACGUGGUUCGAGGCCCUGCAGGACGGCAGGUCCAAGAGACGUUCCAAAAGGUGAUUCAGCAGUACAAAGGCAUGAUCUCCAACUUUGAUGCUUUCAUCGGAGGACUUCCUGCCGAGCAACAGGCUCGAUUCCGGGAGCUAUACAGUGUGUAA
Molecule: messenger RNA, 2832 nt
Organism: Exserohilum turcica Et28A
Lineage: Eukaryota; Fungi; Ascomycota; Dothideomycetes; Pleosporales; Pleosporaceae
Exons: 3
Coding region: 1-2832 (943 amino acids)
Biological process (GO): protein import into nucleus
Cellular component (GO): cytoplasm; nucleus
Molecular function (GO): nuclear import signal receptor activity; small GTPase binding
Source: RefSeq, a predicted model, not a curated record